This is a messenger RNA of Saccostrea cuccullata (small rock oyster), 1482 nucleotides long. RefSeq lists its product as uncharacterized. The record is from RefSeq and is a predicted model, not a curated record. The coding region runs from base 1 to 1482 and encodes 493 amino acids. NCBI's taxonomy places the organism in Eukaryota, Metazoa, Mollusca, Bivalvia, Ostreida, Ostreidae. Gene Ontology annotation, molecular function: zinc ion binding. The transcript has a single exon.
AUGGCAGCCAGUAAACCAAAAUAUCCACUGGGCUCUCCUCAAGAGCAUAUUAAAAUGUGUGGAGCCCAUGAGUUACCUAUUGAUAUGAUAUGUGAGGACUGUGAUGAAUUCAUUUGUGCCAAGUGUGCCAAAAGAGAUCAUAGAGAUCAUGAUUGGAACACCCUACCCACGACAGCCACCGAAAGAAGGAGAGGAUUGAAAACAUUUCUGAGAAAGAUCAAGGAAGAGGAUCUGCCUGGGAUUAAUAAGAAGAUAGAGAAGAUGUCACAACAGAUGACAGAAAAUAAAGAACUGUGUGACUCUGAGAUUAAAAAGCUUCAAAAGCACGUUGAUGAGGUAAUGGCCAGGCUAACAAAUAUCAAGAAACAUAUGGAACAACAAUUUAGAGACAAUUUGAAGAAAGGCAAUGAAAAGUUGGAUGUUGCUAAAUCUGAGUUAAACAAGAAGAAGAAAGAAGUUGAAGAAAUGGUUAAGUUCAUAGAGAAAAACAAAAAUACUAUGUCAGAUUACGGCUUCAUUGACAACCACAGAGAACUGAAACAACUGUUGUCUAACCUGAAUGUUGAUGUGAAGAAUUGUACACCAUCGAUGAGAUAUAGUAAAGGAGAAGUCAGUGAUGCUGUACUGGAGAAAUUCAUUGGAAAGUCAUUUGAUUUAGAUGAUAUUUAUUUGACUGAAACAAGCUUAUUUAAAUAUGGAGAGAAAGGGGUAGUUUUGCUGAGGGCAGGUGGUGAAGAUCAAUGUUACAUGAAACAAUCAGAGUCAGAUUAUAUUGAACAAGUGAACAAAGAAGGGGAGAAAAAACAACAAUAUUAUAUCAAUCCUAGUGACAUGUGUAAGACUGAAACCGGUGAGGUUUAUUUCAGCGAUUUUAGUAACAAUUUCAUCGGCUGUCUGUCACCAUCAGGACCUGUCUCUACAGUCAUUGAUACAGAUCCACUGCAAUCAGGAGGAAUCUGUCAGUCAGUGGACGGUGGACUACUGGUCACCUUGUUGGAUGAGGAAUCAGAUGAUUUUAAAUUAGAGUCACACAGCAAGCGUUUGGUGAGACACAUCACAGUGAAAGGUGAUGUCAUCCAUGAGUAUGAGUACCAGGAGGACGGUCAAACCAGACUGUUUGUAUUGCCAUUCAGAGUCUCACAGAACAGCAACAGCGAUAUCUGUGUUGUGAAUCGCACAAGUGAAAACACAGGUGAACUAGUGAUUUUGUCUUCCUCUGGUCACACCAAGUCUAUCUACCGUGGACAAAGUAUGACAGAGGACUUUUGGCCAGGUAAUGCAGUGUGUGACUCCCUCUGUCACAUCCUUGUUAAUGACUUUAACAACAAACAGAUCCAUCUGCUGAGUCCUGAAGGUGAGUUCCUGAAGUUCUUACUAACAGACAAUGAAGUAAACUGUCCAUCCAGGUUAUCACUAUACAAAUCUACACUGUGGGUGGGAUAUAGGAAAGGACUUGUUAAAGUGUUUUCGUACAGAAUGUAA